Messenger RNA from Passer domesticus (house sparrow), 5243 nucleotides. RefSeq names its product microtubule affinity regulating kinase 3 (gene MARK3). Gene Ontology annotation, molecular function: ATP binding; protein serine/threonine kinase activity; tau-protein kinase activity. The record is from RefSeq and is a predicted model, not a curated record. Gene Ontology annotation, biological process: protein phosphorylation; intracellular signal transduction; microtubule cytoskeleton organization. Gene Ontology annotation, cellular component: plasma membrane; cytoplasm. The coding region runs from base 673 to 3138 and encodes 821 amino acids. NCBI's taxonomy places the organism in Eukaryota, Metazoa, Chordata, Aves, Passeriformes, Passeridae. The transcript is spliced from 20 exons.
CAUGUCGGCGCUGGGCUGGCGCGGAGGAGCAGCGCGGCCAUCUUGCCUCGUCCGGGAGCGGCGGCGGGGCGGGCGGGGGGCAGGCAGGGAGAGAGAGGGAGCGGCGGGCGGGCACCCACCGAGCGUCCGCAGCCCGCGGGGCGCCGGCCUUCUCGGAGCCUGGGGCGGGCCGCGAUGCGAGCGGCGGCGCGGUGAAGCGGGGCCGCGGCGGGGGAAGGAGAGGGCAGCCCCCCGGGCGGCGGGCCUGCGCUAGCCGUGCCCCGGCAGCAGCGGGGAGAAGCCGGGCUGCGCGGCGCCCCGCUGCCGCCUCCUCCCGCCCGCCCUGCGCUCACCCCCUCCCCUCCCAGAGCCGCUCCCUCGCCGCCUCCCUUUCCCUGGCUCCAUCCCUUCCCUCGGCUCCAUCCUUCCCCGCUGGAUGAGGCGGCCCCCUGCCCGCUGCUGACCCCUGCGGACCCCGGCUGUAGGAUGAGCCCGAAGGACUCGGAAGGGGCGAGGCCGCUCCGCUCCCCGAGGAGGAUCUAGUGGGGGGGCACCGACGCGACGCCGCCCCCCGCCAGGCACCUCGUCCUUCAUGGUGGCUCCCUGCGACCACCAUCUCGGAGCAGACGCGCAGCCCGGGGCCCGUGUGUGUGUCUGUGCGCGCCGCCGCCGCGGCCGCCCGAGUGAGGGAAAAUGUCCACUCGGACUCCAUUGCCCACGGUGAACGAGCGCGACACCGAGAAUGAUGUCGGCUCAUCAUUGGGGGAAGGCUUUUGCGAAAAGCACACGUCCCAUGGAGACGGACGGCAGGAAGUUUCCUCUCGGACUGGGCGCUCUGGAGCUCGCUGCAGGAACUCCAUAGCCUCCUGUGCUGAUGAGCAGCCACAUAUUGGAAAUUACAGACUCCUUAAAACGAUUGGAAAGGGGAAUUUUGCAAAAGUGAAGCUGGCAAGGCACAUCCUGACUGGCAGAGAGGUUGCCAUAAAAAUAAUUGACAAAACACAGCUGAACCCAACUAGUCUACAAAAGCUCUUUAGAGAAGUAAGAAUAAUGAAGAUCUUAAAUCAUCCAAAUAUAGUGAAGCUAUUUGAAGUCAUUGAAACUGAAAAAACUCUCUAUUUAAUAAUGGAAUAUGCAAGUGGGGGGGAGGUGUUUGACUAUCUGGUUGCACAUGGAAGAAUGAAGGAAAAGGAGGCAAGAGCUAAAUUUAGACAGAUAGUAUCUGCAGUGCAGUAUUGCCAUCAAAAGCAUAUUGUUCAUAGAGAUCUCAAGGCUGAAAAUCUAUUGCUAGAUGCAGAUAUGAACAUUAAAAUAGCUGACUUUGGUUUUAGCAAUGAGUUUACAGUUGGAAAUAAACUGGACACCUUUUGUGGCAGCCCACCAUAUGCUGCUCCAGAGCUCUUUCAAGGGAAGAAAUAUGAUGGACCUGAAGUAGAUGUUUGGAGUUUAGGUGUUAUUCUUUAUACUCUCGUGAGUGGAUCUCUUCCUUUCGAUGGACAGAACUUAAAGGAACUUAGAGAAAGAGUGCUAAGGGGAAAAUACAGGAUUCCUUUCUACAUGUCCACAGACUGUGAAAACCUCCUCAAACGCUUCCUGGUGCUAAACCCAACAAAAAGAGGCACUCUAGAGCAAAUUAUGAAGGACAGGUGGAUCAAUGCAGGGCAUGAGGAGGAUGAACUUAAACCUUUUGUUGAACCAGAACUAGACAUCUCGGACCAGAAAAGAAUAGAUAUUAUGGUAGGAAUGGGAUAUUCUCAAGAAGAAAUUCAAGAAUCCCUUAGUAAAAUGAAGUAUGAUGAAAUCACAGCUACAUACUUACUGCUAGGAAGGAAGUCAUCAGAGUUGGAUGCAAGUGAUUCAAGCUCCAGCAGCAAUCUUUCACUUGCCAAAGUUAGGCCAAGUAGUGAUCUUAAUAAUAGCACUGGACAAUCUCCUCAUCACAAAGUUCAGAGAAGCAUAUCUUCUAGCCAGAAGCAGCGGCGGUACAGUGAUCACGCUGGACCAUCCAUCCCCUCGGUAGUGGCAUAUCCUAAAAGAAGCCAGACUAGUACUACAGACAGUGACCUCAAAGAGGAAGGAAUUCAGUCAAGAAAAUCCAGCAGUAGUGCUGUUGCAGGAAGAGGAAUUGCACCAGCUAGCCCAAUGCUUGGAAAUGCCAGCAAUCCCAAUAAGGCUGAUAUUCCUGAACGUAAGAAAAGUUCAGCUGUCCCUAGUAAUAAUACUACCCCUGGAGCAAUGACACGGCGCAACACAUAUGUUUGUAGUGAAAGAACCACUGCUGAUAGGCACUCAGUGAUACAAAAUGGCAAGGAGAACAGCCUGACAGAAAUGUUCGCUUACGCAGCUAGCCCUGCUUCAGUUUGUACCACAUCCUUCUCCAGUGUUCGGCUGCGACAUCAGAAGUCGAUGUCCAUGUCAGCCUCUGUGCACACGAAGAUGAUGUUGCCUCCAAUAGACAAUGGCGCAGAUAACUUCAGGCCUAUCACCAUUCCCGAUCAGAGAACUCCCGUUGCUUCAACCCACAGCAUUAGCAGUGCGACCACCCCUGACCGUAUUCGUUUCCCCAGAGGAACGGCCAGCCGGAGCACGUUCCACGGGCAGCUGCGCGAGCGCCGCACCGCCACCUACAACGGCCCGCCCGCCUCGCCCAGCCUGUCCCACGAGGCCGCGCCGCUCUCGCAGACCCGCGCCCGCGGCUCCACCAACCUCUUCAGCAAGCUCACUUCCAAGCUAACCAGGAGAAACAUGUCAUUCAGGUUUAUCAAAAGGCUCCCGACUGAAUAUGAGAGGAACGGGAGAUUUGAGGGCUCAAGCCGCAAUGUAGCUGUGGAUCAGAAGGACGAGAACAAGGAAGCCAAGCCUCGGUCGCUGCGUUUUACCUGGAGCAUGAAAACCACCAGCUCCAUGGAUCCCAAUGACAUGAUGAGGGAAAUCCGAAAGGUCCUGGAUGCCAAUAAUUGUGACUAUGAACAGAGAGAGCGUUUCUUGCUUUUCUGUGUCCAUGGAGAUGGGCACGCGGAAAACCUUGUACAGUGGGAGAUGGAGGUGUGUAAACUGCCAAGACUGUCCCUGAACGGAGUUCGCUUUAAGCGGAUAUCGGGAACAUCCAUAGCUUUCAAAAACAUUGCUUCCAAAAUUGCCAAUGAGUUAAAGCUGUAACAAGAAAAAAAUAGUUAAGUUGUAAAUUAGUUAGCAAUUUAAAGUGUUUUUGAGAAUUCCGAUGGAAAUGUAUAGAAUAACAUUUAGGCAAUAACUUCUGCAUCCUUCUGAAUAGUGAUAUUAAAAAAAAAGCUGCUGAGCUGGGAGGGAGAGUUGGACUUUUUUAUAAGUGCACUACAGCAUUAAAGUUGCCUACUAUGUAAAAUAUUACCCCUUCUGCUUUAUUUCCAUUGCUCCUAAGUCUUUGACAACAAAUUGAAACACAGAAUAUAUUCAUUUAAAUAUGCCUCCUGUUUGUGUGGAUGUGUGAAUGUACAGUAUGUGUGUAUAAUAUAUAAAGUAUUAUAUGUAAACAAUUCAUUUACAACAUCGAGCUGUACCAGUACCUCUUUUUGGGCUAAUUUUGGUGCUAAAAAUUGAAAUGGCCAAGGAGGAAACACUUGAGUUAAUAUUUAAAAUGACUGAAGCAUUAACCAGUAAACGCAGGUUUACAGUUCACUGCUGUGUUAAGAAAAAAGUGUGUGAAGGGUUUGGAUUUAUGGUUGUUAACAUUAUUAGUCCUGUUUUCUAAGUAGAUCUCAUGAGAUAAUUAAAAAUUCACUUCUACUGAGUAAGUCUUGCAUUAUAUUUUGCCCACCUAUUUAUUAUUUAAGUCUGAAUCAAAUUUUAAUAAUGUAGUUAAUUUGUGCAUUAAUAUUUGGGUAAACGCUUCCAUUCUUCUGCUUCUGCUAAACUACUAAAACUGUACCUUUGUCCUUUUGGCUUAUGAGUAUUGAUUGCAGCUGAGAACAUUUUCCUGUUGUCCCUCUAGGGAAUGAGGCAGUGCAAAAGGAGGUGCUAAUUGCUGAGUAGAGGUUUUCUUUCAGAGUUAGACUAGGUGAGGCUGAUACAAAGCACAAAGGGACUCCCAAAUCAUGGCCAUUCCCUGCCAGCUCCGAGGCCUUGCUGCACACUGGGCAGUGCUGCCCCUCGCCUUGGGCACCUCAGCGUGGAAACCCAAAAGUGGGAAUCACAUUGGCUCCUGAUCUCCUCUGCCCAAGGUCCAGCUUGCUAAACCACAGCCGUGGGCAGGAGCAGUUGAGGCUGUUCUUGCAGCUCUCCCCCAGCGUGCUUCCCUUGGCUCCGGCUGUGCUGCUGUGGAUGGCUCUGUGCCAGCUCUGUGUGUCUGGCCGUGCUGCCGAGGGAGUCCCUGUCCCUGUCCCUGUCCCCUGCAGUGUGGAACCUGCCCCGAUGAGCUCUGAUGGCCAGCUGGCUUUCGGUAGGAUGUGAAGCUGCUCUGGGCAGCCCCCACUUUUUAACCAUCACAGCGGCAGAACAGAUUUGAUUUUGCAAACUAGCAUGAGGAGAUUUCUUCACGCGUUGUUUCCUACCGACCCUCAGUUUAUUUCAUCGAGGACUUGUGUAGAUAAUACCCUGCAUUAUCUACUUGACUUUUUGUAUUAAUGUUUUGUGGUUAUAUUUCAGUGAAGCACUUACGCAUGUACUUAACAUGUGCUUUAAACUGGAGCCUAAAUUUGCAUUUUAAAUUUGCAGUGAGCUAAUAGUUACUUAUAGUACACAGUUCAGAUUUGACCCGAGGUGAAAAUGCAAAGUCCUUAAUAUUUUGCAAGUUAGCUCUUGUGAUCUGUAGUCUGUGAAGGCAGCAGACUUCCCCUCUCUUUCCCCCCUAAGCAUUGAUAUUGAUUAUGCUAGUUUAAAGGGUAAUCAUAGUUGUUAAAUGUAGUAAAUAUUCCUGAAUUUGCAUUUUAUUCUCUGUAUAUUCUGUAUCAUGCCAUGGCUUGAGAACUCCAGGUGCUACUGGAGUUCAGUUGGCUUUCAGUGCUCUGCCCAUGCCUGUGCUGCUCAGUAUGGGUUUUUUCCACGAAAACUCCAUUUUGUAAUAGCAAUAAGACAUUUCAGGGCAGUCAUUGUACUUUCUCAGGUGAAUGGUCACCUAUCCUUUCACUCCCUACAUUUUAAGCACUCCUCCAAAUGUAUUUUUUUCACCUGGCAGUGCACUUUGUUGUCUGAACUGAAAAAGUGUUCUGAUAAAUUAUGUAAAUCUGUAUUCGAUGGAAGUUCCAAAAGGUUUCAUAUUAAAUGUUUUCUGAAAUACUCUCUUCCUA